This is a messenger RNA of Nasonia vitripennis (jewel wasp), 888 nucleotides long. Its product is annotated as putative protein TPRXL. NCBI's taxonomy places the organism in Eukaryota, Metazoa, Arthropoda, Insecta, Hymenoptera, Pteromalidae. The coding region runs from base 1 to 888 and encodes 295 amino acids. The record is from RefSeq and is a predicted model, not a curated record. The transcript is spliced from 4 exons.
AUGGCUCUUCCAAGGCAUAGUGGUCUGUGUAAUAUGCGGGAGCGCAUAAGGACGCUGAUAUCUAACGCACCAACUCUAAUGAUGAUGUUGGACCACGCAGCAUGGGGCGCUAGACUCUUAUUUUUCGUGUCAUAUUUUUAUAGUCUUAUUUUAUUCUUUUUUGCAGUGCCACCGAUACCUCCAAUGGUUGCGAUGCAAAAUUUGUAUCCGACAGACAGUCCUAACCAUCCCGUUUCAAGUGCAAGUCCGAGAAGGGGCUCUCGCUCACGUUCGAGUUCAAGCUCGAGUUCCAGCUCGAGUUCAAGCUCAUCGAGCUCGAGUUCAAACUCGAGUUCAAGUGUAAAGUCGAAGAAACGAGGAUCCAGUAGCACGUUUUGGCCUGAAAAAUCGUUGGUCCGUGCGAGUUUGCCUAAACUAGAGCAAAUGAGCAUCGGCAACAGCAACAGCAACAGCAACAGCAACAGUAACAGUAACAGCAACAGGAACAGCAACAGUAACGACAGUGGCAGAAAAAGGAAAGCGGAGGUUAAAGCAGAAGGUCAAAUAAAAAAGCCUUGUGAUGAGAUGAAAAAAUCAGAAAAGCCUUCAACGCAUUCUAAUACGGAAGUCAAGAAAGACGUUAGAGUUCCUCUUUCGGUUUCCUCGCUGUUCAACGCAGAUGUAAAAGCGCCUCUUCAUGAUAAUAAGGAUCAUGCCCAUUCGUCAAAGCGAGGCUUGCUGAGGCUGGAUCGCAGCAAGGGGAAGGAAAAUGCACCUGCUCCACCGAAGGCAGCAGCAACGGCAUCUCGAGGGAAAGUAGCACCGUCAUCAUUGCACAAAACAGAGGCAGGUCCAUCCCAACCCAAAAUCCCGCCACGCAUAAUAGACGACAUCACGUUCCUCGAUUAG